Molecule: messenger RNA, 285 nt
Organism: Knipowitschia caucasica
Lineage: Eukaryota; Metazoa; Chordata; Actinopteri; Gobiiformes; Gobiidae
Source: the annotation of a GenBank genome assembly
AUGGCCAGGGACAUGGAGUUGGGCAGCACCAGCCGACGCAGCGGCGCCAAUGAGGCAACGCGAGGAGAGCUGACAGGGUCGUGGUAUGCUCGUGGUGCUGCGGGUCGGUCGUACCCCCGGGGGCUGGCGGUGGUUGGAACUCCGGUGGGUUCGUCCGGCGUGAGGUCCCAGCUCUACACCUCGGCGUUGUUAGUGGGUCUUUCGGUGUCGUGCAAGGCGCCGAGUUUGUGGGUGACGGGCAGGACCAUUGUUAAUGCGGUACAUUUCGCCUGGUGGGAAGGGUGA